GUUGGCUGUGUCUGUUGUCAGCUUUCUGUUAAAUGCCUAGGCUCCUUCAACUGUCUGAUUCUUCCCCGCUCGACAGGUCAAUCUAGACAACUCAUUGUUAGCUCAACAUUUCUCUUCACUUCCGUCGACACUUUCGAACUAUUCAAUAUGGUUACUGCCGAUCACAUUCGUGCCAUCUUUGAGCCCAUCGCUCGGGGUGAUAUGGCAUCGUUCUGGCCUCACGUUGAGCCCGAUGUGGACUGGACCGUCAAGGGCGCUCACUGUAAGAUCUCUGGACAUUACAAAUCUGUUGCGGAGUUCCAACAGGGCACGAGGCCUCUGUCCUCGACAUGGGCUGGACCGUUGCACUUGGUUGUUCAAAACAUUAUCGUUGAUGGUAACCAAGCCGCGGUUGAGCUCAAGGCUGUGGACACGACAACCAAGAGCGGAGAUCCGUUCCCCAACGAGUACACUUGGGUCCUUAGUUUCAAUGACAAUGGCAAGAUUGCUACUGUUCGAGCUUACAUGGAUACCGACCUUGUCACACGUGUUAUUGAAAAGAACUCGUAG
Molecule: messenger RNA, 549 nt
Organism: Fusarium falciforme
Lineage: Eukaryota; Fungi; Ascomycota; Sordariomycetes; Hypocreales; Nectriaceae
Product: SnoaL-like domain-containing protein
Exons: 3
Coding region: 148-549 (133 amino acids)
Source: RefSeq, a predicted model, not a curated record